CGCCUUUAAACAGCUGAUAGGGGUCGAUAGUUUGAGAAAAAUAAAGCCUCCUAAUAUCGAAGUUCUAUAGGGCCCGAGGUCACCAGACAAAUAACGCCACCUGAUAUCAAUGAUAAUUUGAUUGAAUUUUAACCCAUUGUCGCGAUGUUAUUGCCGCCAGAUUGUUGGGAACACGAUAUAAUCAAUUUGGAGCAACAGCUUAAGCAUUUCACCAGCAGCAUCAGCAGUUAACCAGCCCCUCACAGCACAACAAAGCGUAACAAAAAGAAGCAGAAACAUCAAAGUAGUGCCCAGCCAGCAGCUACCAAAUAUUUAUAUUAGAUUUUCACUUUCCGGCUGGAAGUGCGCUCAUUUUUUUGUUUUGUGAUUAUUUUGGCUGCUCCCACACACUCUCACACACACACAAUCGCAUACGGUGAUUGCGCAAUUCCAGUGGAACGAGUGCGGUGGUGUGCGGUGUGUGUGCGUGCGUGUGUGUAAACAACAAACGGACGAAAACGAAAAGGAAACAACGGGAAUUGAUUAGAACGAGUGGAGCUUUUGAUGGGCAACUCGCAACCACGGUGCACGAGCAGAAGCCGAAGGACAUCGCAGUGGCCACAAGGAACAGCGGAGCAAGGAGCCACAGCCACCGAUCAUCAUUAUCAGGAGGAGGAACAACACCAGGAGCAGCAGCAGCAGCAGCAACCGCCGCCGCCGCAGCAGCAGCAACAGGAACAGCAGGAUCAAGCAAACCCUAGGAGAAUCCAGUUCCAGACACAAACAAAUCUUCAAACACAAUCGAAUCCUCCAGGCGAGGUGGAACAGCCCGUACAAUCACAGCAGCAACAGCUUUCCACCUGGAGUCUUGGCAGUCUUAGCGGUGGACGACUCAACUGGAGCUUCUCCGGGGCACGCAAUUCAUUUCGUCAUCGAAACAAGGCGACGCGGAAGAGUUUGACUUCACUUCAUGCCUCUCGUCGAGGCAAGACACAGUGGCACCGUCCUUUGACCAACUCAAUCUUCAAUUCGCACUUCAAAGAGUCCAGCCGUAACGAUCUGUACCAAAUCGAGCAUCUGGUGGCCAAGGGAGCUUUCGGUGUGGUCUUUAAGGUUUGCAAUAAGAGGGACAACAGCCAGUGCUACGCCUUAAAAGUGCUGAAGAAAUCAAAGCUCAUUGAGGACAACAGUGUAAGGCAGAUUAAGGACGAGGCAGAUAUACAGAAGGUGUGCGGUCAUCAUCCGUUUAUCGUGAAGCAAAUUGAUCUGUGGCAGAACCGCCACAACCUCCAUAUUCUAUCGGAGUACGUACCCAACGGUGAAUUGUUCUCAAAAAUAACUCACUUCUCCAUUGAUCUGGUUCGACUGUAUAUUGGCGAGAUAGCACUUGCUUUGGAUUUCCUGCAUAACGCUGGGAUUAUAUAUCGUGAUGCCAAGCCGGAGAACAUCCUGCUAACGGAACAGUUUCACAUAAAGCUUACCGACUUCGGCCUUAGCAAGUGGCUCAAACUGGGGGCCAACACGCGCACCAUGUGUGGCACUUUCAAAUACAUGGCACCGGAGAUUCUGUGCGGGGAACCUUAUGGCCAUGCGGUGGACUGGUGGGCCUUGGGCGUUAUUGCCUGUCAGAUGCUGACACAGAAGUCACCUAACAUAAAACGUCACCUGUUGCUACGUCGUCGAGAGAGUUCGGAACCAGAUGACGUUUUGUCCAAUGCUCCAUCCAUUGCCCAGAUCAAUGGUUGCCUGCAGGACAGUGAUGCCGACAACGAAGACUUUCUGCCGGAGGAGGUCCAGCAGCUCUCCCACGAGGGCAGGGAUGUCCUUCGCAAGCUACUAACCAUAGAGCCGCGUCAGCGCAUCCGCAGUGUGAUGGCACUUCAGAGGAUUGCCCUCUAUAAGGGCUAUAACCUGACCUCCAAGCAGCUUAUUAGUCUCUCUCCACGAGAUAUUAUAGCAAGAGAUGGAAUCAGGAUCUACGAGGACAGACAGUACGACCAGGUAACAAGCCAGUGUGCUAUCGAUGCAUUCCUGGACUUCUAAAAAGCGAAUAGGAAACGGAAACGGAAACGGAAGCCAUCCACAACGAAAUCACAAGAACAAAAUGUUCAGCCAUAAACAAUUUCCAAUUUUUUCGGUAUUAUUUAAACUUUAUCUUUCCAUUAAACUUAUAAAUUCCUACAAAUUAUGUUAACUCAAUUAGCUAAAGGCUUUAAUUUGCAUGUAAACUUCUUUGAAAGUGAACAAAUUUUUUAUUAAAUGUUAAAGUAAUUAUACAGAAAUUAUAUUUGCAAUUAUGGUCAAAGGUUAUAGUGAUAAAAUUAACAAAAAAAAUUGAUUACUAAUCCAGCAAUAUAUAUGCCACUUUUUUAUAGAACUUUUUGUUUUCUUUUUAUUUAUUUUCGUGCUCAAGUUGUAAUUUAAAGAAAAGA
Messenger RNA from Drosophila eugracilis, 2411 nucleotides. RefSeq names its product serine/threonine-protein kinase S6KL (gene S6KL). The record is from RefSeq and is a predicted model, not a curated record. Lineage: Eukaryota; Metazoa; Arthropoda; Insecta; Diptera; Drosophilidae. The transcript is spliced from 9 exons. Gene Ontology annotation, biological process: protein phosphorylation. Gene Ontology annotation, molecular function: protein serine/threonine kinase activity; ATP binding. The coding region runs from base 544 to 2022 and encodes 492 amino acids.